Thelazia callipaeda (thelaziosis nematode) is the source of this 957-nucleotide messenger RNA. NCBI's taxonomy places the organism in Eukaryota, Metazoa, Nematoda, Chromadorea, Rhabditida, Thelaziidae. The record is from the annotation of a GenBank genome assembly.
AUGUCAAUGAAUGAUUUUCUGGUUCAACGUCUUUUGGGUCUUGGAACAUCUAUGGAAUCUGAUUCAGGGACUUCUACUGAUCAGACUUUAUCACUGAUGACAUGGCCGAAAUUGCAAUCAGGCUUGCAAAAUUUUUAUAGUAGCAAUAAUAGUAUUACAAAUUCAAUAAUGGAUUACUCAACCGCAUUACAGUUAAUGCAAUUACAAGUGUUUUGUCAGCCAAGUUUCCUGAAUACUUUUUUGAGCCAAAUGGCUGCUGUAGGAUUAGCAGUUAAUAAUGAUCAUAACAAGGUUGCGCCUCCGAUUGAAACACCAGUAGACAAUUGCGUAAAUGUGGCAGUACGUGAACGAAAACGGCUUCCAUCACGUAGCUCAGAUGAAUUACCUCUAAAAAGAUUAAAAGCACGACGUAUAGCAUUUGAUUCAGAAACAAAUUCACCUGUUUCUGGAAUGUUUAUAAAAGAGGCUUCAUCGUUACCUCCUGCUGAUGAACUUCAAGCUGCUGCUGACUUAGAUGAAACCGCCGUAUUUGUCAAUGUUUCUGAGGAAAGUCGUCGAAAGAUUGAACAAAUAACAAAUAUUAUCGGUGAUUGCAUAUGUGCCUUGUGCAAGGUUCGUUACGAUGACGUAUUUCGACUAGCGCAGCAUCGUUGUCCACGUAUAAUCCACGAAGAAUAUCGGUGCCCAGAAUGCGACAAAGUGUUUAGCUGUCCAGCAAAUUUGGCAUCUCAUCGUCGUUGGCAUAAACCUCGUGGGAACGAUUUAACUAUUACAUCUGCUGUAUCAUCCACUUCUAAAAGUAAUUUCUUAUGCGCCAAAUGUUCUAUGACCUUUGACACUAAGAAAGCCUUAAAAUUGCAUUCCACGCAAUGUUCAAUUAAUUCUUCAGAUAACUCAGAUCAUAGUAAUAAUUCUCCUUUAAAUUUAAUACAUCAAACAAGCACUUUAUUAAAAUAA